Prorocentrum cordatum is the source of this 345-nucleotide messenger RNA. The record is from the annotation of a GenBank genome assembly. Lineage: Eukaryota; Dinophyceae; Prorocentrales; Prorocentraceae.
AUGGCUGACAAACGUGGUCGUAUCAAGCAGCCCGAGAUUCUCAUGCGUUCUCUCGCGGCCGAUGUGGACGCGGAGGCCCUCGCCUCCUGCAGGUCGACGGAACUGCUGGAGCAGCUUGGUGAGGCGGAUACCGAGCUCACCGAGGCGACGGCCGAGGUGGUCGGACUCAAGGAUGAGACGCGGAAGGCUAUGUGUCAGGUGCGCCCGCCAGAGCCGACCAAGCCUUCCACGCUUCAUAAAUUCGUGCCAAGGUUUGAGGUCUCAGUGGAACAGCUGGGCCGCGUGGCUGCAAUAUUGGGGCUUGGCGAGGAGCUCGCGACAAGGCUCGAGGCGAUGGCGGAGACG